Molecule: messenger RNA, 4596 nt
Organism: Lasiosphaeria miniovina
Lineage: Eukaryota; Fungi; Ascomycota; Sordariomycetes; Sordariales; Lasiosphaeriaceae
Product: mediator complex subunit 13 C-terminal-domain-containing protein
Exons: 2
Coding region: 1-4596 (1531 amino acids)
Biological process (GO): positive regulation of transcription by RNA polymerase II
Cellular component (GO): mediator complex
Molecular function (GO): transcription coactivator activity
Source: RefSeq, a predicted model, not a curated record
AUGGACGCGGGCGAAUACGAUACCAAUACUCUACUAAUUAAUAAUCUUUCCUCUAUCGCUUUCCGCAUUUAUGAGCCCGUCGCCUCGCACUCUUCGACCUACACCUUUGCUGCCUCGGACGUCGAGGAUGCCCUGCGCAGCGAUGGCCAUCUUGUGUACAUGGAUGUUGCUAGGCGGGGAAUAUGGUGUUUCUAUCUCUCUGACAAGGACGCGCCCUUGUCCCUUCAGCCCGAGCAACACGGUCUCUACGUCAAGAUGGAGGUCUGUGGCUAUCUUCUGAGGCUUGUCGAGGAAGGGAGCUUCGAGCCACCGAGUCUGUACAGGGGGCGGUCGCCGGGGGCAAACGUGACCAACACGCCGAACAGCUCCUCUUCCAGCGCCUCGGGGGUUGAAGUGGCAUUCCGCAGCACACAACCGACCUCACUCCCGCCGGCGCUGACCGCCGGCACCGCUGCUGUGGACACAAAGAUGGCGCCCAACCUCGCCCCGGACUCGAAGGGCUACAACUCGGUUCCAGCUCGUGAAAUACAUGAAUUUUUCGUCACGGCGGUCCUGUCCUCGCUGUCGACUUCGCUCUGCCACCAAAUUGGAGCCAUCUCGCUCAACCACCGAACUGUCCUGCUCCCGCCCCAGGCCUUUCACGUAGACGACGUUGAUACGGCCCAAGCGUCGCGGACUUCGGCUCUAGCAACAUUCCGGGUUUACCUGACUACAACGGGAUCUCUCGUCAUCUCUCUCUCCGUGUCGUUGCUACAGGGCCUGAUUUCCUCCGCUGAAGCCUUGCGCUCAAGCUUGCCGUCCCCAGGCCCCAUAGUUCUUGCUGCGCCUCUCGGAGCCUUUGGGGCAUUGCAAGGCGUAGUGGACGGGGAUAGCCACCUCGAGAGCGGCUUCGGCCACUCCCCGGAGACCCAUAUCAGCCGAGCGAGACCAGAGCCAAGCGACAGAUUCUCACAGUGGAAGAGUACCUGCAUCAAGCUGCUCCAGAUGCGUGGCAUGUCGCCCGCUUUGUUAGAUGGAUGCUCGUGGCUGAAUAUACACUUUCUCCAGAGAAAACCAUUUGAUCAGAGAGGGGACGGGAAGAGGACACCGCUUCUGGGCUCAGGGCCAACGGCCCCAUGGCCGUCUGUUCUCUGUUUUCGGAAGCCAAAGAUGGAGGCGGCGCUGGGUAACCACUUCAGAAAACUGCAAGUGGGUAGCGUCGCUGAGCAUACGGACCCCCUCAGCAACGCGAAGCUCUGGUCUCAAGGCGUCUCUGAACGAGAGGAUACUAUUGCAAGGAGGAAAAGAGAGCGAGAUGCGACCAUGUUGCGCGAGACUGCCGAUGCGGAUGCAAGAGAUCACCAGCACAACGAAUAUUCGCCCCUGACUCUUCGGCGCUCGAGUAACGGCGGGGGCGGGAUGGCAGCUGGUGUUAUGUACCCAACCCCUCCAGACGGGGUCCAACAGCCAGGGUUCACCCCCUCGUUCGAUGGUGCGGGAGUGAGCCCAGGCCAGCAGCCGCCGGCAACUGCAAUGGCCGAUAUCGAUGCCGUAAUGCAUCACGAUGCGCCAACUAGCGACGGGUUCGCUGAUGGAUGGCACGUGGGUGAUCCUAAGCGCGAGCCACAGGGGGUAGCAUUCCUCGAAGGGGAAAACAUGUUUGGUGAUUUGGGCGACAACUUGUUUGAGGACAAUGAGCUCACCGAUGCCGACUUUAAUUUCUUUGACGAGCAACCACUUGGAGCCGACGUCGAUCUCUCUGUUCUUCCCGAGAUGGGGUUAGCGAGGGAUAUGUCGGCAAGUAUAAGCCACGCAAUCCAAGGAUCUUCCCGCAAUUCCGGCGGUGCGGAAACGGCCAGACCUAAUAACCGCCCUGCAUUGCCCGAGUUCACAAAGCCUGAGUUAAAGCACGCUCGAAGCACUCUCGCCGAAGAAAGCCGGCAGCUGAGCAACCUGGAGAGCUACAACAUGAAUUCAGCACUGGGAAUAAAAAGACACCCAAGCCCCUUCAACCCGGAUACCGUCUAUAAGCGCAUCCGGGCGUCGAUCCACGCGCCAAUGCCACCCAGAUAUUCUAGCAAGAACACCCAGCCACGGCGUGGCAGUGUGUUCGAAAAGGUGGACUUUGAUCCAUCUCUAUCACUCGUAAACAAAAAAUACCAAGAGCGCGGGCCGUAUGACUAUACGAUUCCGGCUUUAAAGGCCCAGAAAGACAAACGUGGUGAAAGAGAGAACCCCCUCAUACCAGGUGGCAUGCUGGAGCCUGUAAAGCAACGAAAGAGCCUCAAGAGUUUGCCAUCAAACAUUGGCCUUCUUCUGGCAAAGAUUAACGGCGGAAUUAACGGCGGCCUAGAGAGUAGCCCAGCGAAGCCUAAUGAUCUUUCCGAGUCGGAGGAGAGCAGCUGGUCUUCAGAAGACGAUAAUGCUAGCGACAUGUCUGGCGACCCCUGCUCUCCAGAGAAGUCUAGCGUGAUAAGACGACGCCAGGAUGACGAUGUUGUAUCAAUGGCGGCCUCCUUCAAAGACCUGGAGAACACUUCGGCGGACUCGCCCGGAUAUGGGUCCAUCGACCUUUCCCGCUUGUCGAUCCCUGAAGUUCCCGAACUGUCUAUGACGAAAUAUUUUGCAGACCCGGAGCCCGCCGCCCUCCGCCCCUCGGGUUCGGAUGAUGACUUGAUUACGGUUGCCCAAGUUCUCACCGAGCAGGCCGCCUCGGGUCUGCUCAAACUCGCCUACCAACGUCCAUGCGCCGAAACUCAAGAGGCGCGCCGAUGCUUGGUCAACGCAAUCCGAUAUUCGGUGCAGGGGUUGCAGAAGGCUUUGCCAAGAACCCUUGCAGGUGCAAUGGAAUGCCAGCUUCGGCCUUUCAUCGAGGUGCAGGAUGUGCCAUCACUGGGGCCGCCGAACCGUGUUCCGCCAAGGCCAGCCGGUCAGGAGCUGGUUCGGCCCAGCAUCUUUCAGAUUCCUACUCCUCACAUUGAGAUUCGCCGCUACGAAACCCAGCUCUCGGUGUUGCCAUCGGCAGUGUCCUUCUGGGAAACACUUGGUCUCGGACCUUCGCAAGGUCCCAAGGACAUUGUCUCUAUAUGCGUGUUUCCCCAGAUGGAGGGCUUACAAGACAGCGCCCUCGCUUUUGUGGAAAGAAUACGAAGCACAUAUGAGUCGCUCAAACUGGGGGUCUUUGUAGCGCUACCAACCGUCAAUGGCAUAGUGGGUGGUCUGCUCCCAUUUGCUGCUGACUAUCAUCAGGAUAUGGUGUCUCCCGGGGCUAAUACGCCUCGGGACGCCUCGGCGGCCACUGAGAAUAUGGCGAAAUUGGCUCAAGCAUUGGCGGCCACAGCCAUGACCGAGAAGAACUUUGUCGUAUAUUUUGUGUAUUCGGCAGAAAAUCCCAGGUCGAUUGUGGAUUCUUGUGCUGCUUUUCAGGAGCUCUUCGAACACUACAAACGGGUGAUGUCGGAAAGGAAGAAGCCGAUCACGAACGAGCUUGUCCUCCAGCUAGUACCGCUCGAGCAUCUGGCCUCAGAGACGUCUUUAGUAGUACUAUUUCCGGCUGACUAUAUAAGGCUCUGCAUCGAGACGUAUGACCGCUGCACCCUCUUUGGCGGCUCGAUGCCGGCCCCCGCGAUUAUGCUCGAGCGAGCCCUACCGCGAACGGUAGACUUCAAACUGACGAGCAGCCCCUCGCCAAAUCUCCUCCUAGAGAACACCUACAUCCAUGUAGCGUAUGCUCAAAGCGUGGAUGAGCGCUGGGUCACAGCGGCAUGGACAGACAACCGUGGAAGUAAGCAAAUGACGGCAUCAUACUGUCUGGGACGGCGAGGCAAGCCUCUCUCAAGACACCUGACAGAGGUUGUGCGCGAGAUUUGGGAGACGACACUUGACUUCAUCUCGGUUCUUAAGGUGCACUGGCGGGUCAUAAUCGCCAAGUGCGGGCCCAUGGACCAACAAGAAACCGAGUUCUGGGUCGGCCUAGCGAAGCCGAAUGGAGAUGCUCGAGCGAACGUUAGUCUGACGCUCGUGACUGUGGACACGAAUCCGUCGCUACAGCUCAUCCCGCCGUCGGUCAAAAUCCCCUUCACGGCACCCUCCGUGUUUUAUACCACGCCCGUGUCAACACCGCAGACCUCGAUCGUCUCCCCAGACCAGAGCGGAGUCGGCGGCGGCGGCGGCGGCAACCCCUCGACGCCGAUGGGAGCCACCAGCGGCGGGAUCGGCGCUACGACGCCCGGCGGCGAGAACUCAGCCACGGAACCCGACGUGGACACAACGCUCAUCGACGUGACCGAGACGACGUGGGGAGUCGUCGUCUCGCACCGCCUCAACAACUCGACCUCCCUGACGGACCUCAACCCGGCCCUGGCCAGCGGCUACCUCAUCAAGCGCGGCGGCCACCGCCCCGACGAUGCCCCCGUAGCCAUCGAGGUCAACGUCAUCCACAACGGCGGCAACAACCCGCGCGUGCACGAGUCGCUGCUCCGCGACUUGCUCAUGUAUUUCAGGGGCCUCGGCACCCUGGCUAGGGCCCGUGGCAUCGUCGAGCGCGACACGGACGCCCGCCCGUGGCAUGUGGCCGCGGCGGAAAAGGCUGUCCGCGUACUCUAUCUACUAAUGUGA